This is a messenger RNA of Solea senegalensis (Senegalese sole), 1982 nucleotides long. Its product is annotated as beta,beta-carotene 9',10'-oxygenase-like. Bases 253 to 1920 code for a protein of 555 amino acids. Gene Ontology annotation, molecular function: carotenoid dioxygenase activity; beta-carotene 15,15'-dioxygenase activity. The record is from RefSeq and is a predicted model, not a curated record. Gene Ontology annotation, cellular component: mitochondrion. The transcript is spliced from 12 exons. Gene Ontology annotation, biological process: carotene catabolic process; retinal metabolic process. NCBI's taxonomy places the organism in Eukaryota, Metazoa, Chordata, Actinopteri, Pleuronectiformes, Soleidae.
AGAUAGCGCAGAGUGAAGCUGAGUGACAGAAAUUAUAGUAUAAUUUCUUUUCUAAAUGUAAUUUCUGUACUCGCAAAAUAUAUAUUUCCGUGGUCCAAAUAUAACGCCAUAGCCCACAGUGUUACAUAACAGAACAAGCUGGUUAUAUAAGGGCGCUGCUCCAGUGGGAGCUUGAUGCCCACUAGUGAGUACAGUGUGUUCUAGCGGGACACAGAGAGAAGAGAGCAGGUUCUGUAUCCACCACACUGAGCAAUGCCAAUGUCUCCUGUGUCCUCGGACAACAACAAACCUGUUGACGAUCAUGAGGUGCAAGGUUGCAUCAACAUGCCACUGAAGGGACUGGAGACCAUUGCUCCUUUGGUCUGCUCUGUGAAGGAGACCCCUGAGCCAAUCUCCACCAAAGUACAAGGCACCAUUCCGUCCUGGAUCAGUGGCAGCCUACUUCGUAAUGGGCCGGGAAAGUUUGAGUUUGGAAACACACACUACAACCACUGGUUUGAUGGGAUGGCUAUGCUGCACCAGUUCAGGAUUGACAAAGGUCAAGUGACCUACAGGAGUCGCUUCCUGCAAAGUGAUGCUUACAAAAAGAACAGCGAAUGGGACCGCAUUAUGAUGUCAGAGUUUGGUACCCUUGCUUUGCCUGAUCCUUGCCAAAACCUCUUUCAGCGCUUUCUUUCCCGAUUUGAGAGGAUGGAGCCCACUGAUAAUGCAAAUGUUAGUUUUGUGAAGUACAAAAGUGAUUACUAUGUCAGCACAGAGACAAACUUCAUGCACAAAGUGAACCCAGAGAAUCUCAAAACAUUGGAAAAGGUGGACUGGAGUAAGUUUAUUGCUGUAAAUGGAGCUACUGCCCACCCACACUAUGACCCUGAUGGUACCACCUACAAUAUGGGCAAUUCUUAUGGCACCAAAGGAGCCCAAUACAACUUCAUCAGAGUUCCUCCAGAGAAGACACAUGCCAGUGACUCUCUUCAAGGGGCUAAAGUGCUAUGUUCUAUUGAACCUGUAAACAAGUCCCAUCCCUCCUACUAUCACAGCUUUGCCAUGUCUGAAAACUUUGUGGUGUUCAUCGAGCAGCCAAUUAAGAUGGAUCUGCUCAAGAUAGUAACAGCUAAGAUGAGGGGGAAACCUUUGAGUGAGGCCAUCUACUGGGAUCCCCAUCAGGAAACCAUCUUCCACCUUGUUGACAAGCAUACAGGAGAGGUCAGCUCAGUGAAGUACCAAACCAAAGCCUUAUCCACUUUCCAUCAGAUUAAUGCCUUUGAGGAGGAUGGAUUCUUGAUGGUUGACAUGUGUUGCUCAGACGACGGCCAAGCCAUCAACAACUACCUCAUCCAGAACUUACGCAAGUCAGGAGACGCACUAGAUGAGGUGUACAAUAACAUGUGCCGUGUUUACCCCCGCCGAUUUGUUUUGCCCCUGAAUGUGACCAGUGAAACACUGACAGGGCAGAACCUGAACACACGACCCUCCAGUAAAGCAACAUGUGUCAAAAUCAGUGAUGAUAAGGUGUUCUGCCAGCAUGAGAAUCUCCAUGGUGAUGACCUCCAUGAGUAUGGUGGCCUAGAGUUUCCUCAGAUCAACUAUGGCAGAUAUAACACACGGCCAUAUCGUUAUCUCUAUGGCUGUGGCUUCAGCCACCUUGUUGGAGACUCUCUGCUUAAGAUGGACCUUAAGGACAAUACUCUUAAGGUGUGGUACCGGAAGUGUCUCUACCCAUCAGAGCCAGUGUUUGUUCCAUCACAUGAUGCUGUGGAGGAAGAUGAUGGUGUCAUCCUCUCUGUGGUUCUAACGCCCUCACAGGAUAAAGGAACAUUCUUGCUAGUUUUGGAUGCCAAGACAUUUGAAGAGCUGGGACGAGCCAGUGUUCCUGUUAAUAUGCCUUAUGGUUUCCAUGGUACCUUUAAUGCCUCUGUGUGAAUUAUGUUUCAUUCAAAGUGAUGUAUGGUGUAACACCAUAAAAAGAGGAUGUUCAACUUUUA